AUGGCGGCGGAUGACUUUUACUUGGCAGGUGAGAAAACCUACAGGUGUCCUCUCCCGAGCGACUACAACAGUAUGCAGCCAGCUCCCCUCGGUUACCAUCUGGAACGCUACAACUUCCCCCACUGGCAAAACAACACAGAUCUCAAGUCCCCGCUGCAGCCCACAAGUCCCGGCGCUAGCCCCAACCCCAAGCUCCGGCCCAAAUCCAGGGAAAACUGGAGCCCGGCUGCAGGUCACUACCUUAGUCUGGAGAGCCGCGAAGAAGACACCCCAUCUAUUAAAAAGCAAUCUGAUAUCCCUGACAAAGAUCCAGGUACAGACAGCUCUCAACACAGCCAAGCCAGGAAAUCCCAGCAUGAGCCCUUGGAUCUUUCUGUUAGACCGGAGGGUCUCGCUUAUCACACAGACAAGUCUCCUGGCGCGCCGGUGCAGGGCUCUAGCAGUUACAAUGAUGGGCAUGCCUCCACAGUUACACCCAAGCUGCAAAGUUACCCCGCCGACGCCGGGGCCGGGCUCCACGCGAAUAACACGUUUGAGUCCGAUCUAGCAGAAGAGGAGAAUUACAUGGAAGAUGCAGAGUAUGGUUGCCUGUUAAAUCACGAAUCUACCAGUCACAAUGGUGGAGGUGCAUUUGAGAGAUCAGUGUCUGAUCAGGAGAGGGGAGAGGAAAAGGAAGAAGGAAGCAAGUGGAAGAUGCUGAAUAAAAACGAUGUUGGGACAGACGAGCGAGGACAGGAGAACGCUGACGUCCAAGGUCCCGGUGAGGGCCUGCAGCCUCCCUAUGGAAAGCUAGGGCAGUGGGGCAUGAUUGAGUCACCCAUCUCCUCUCUGGAGAGAUUUACACCAGGGGAGGGUCAUCUGCUCCAGCACCACAGGAACCUGCUCUCCGUCCUCAGGUCCCCCGGUGGACUCAGCAACAUGGCGCCCAGCGGUCUCAAAACCAGUGUAAACAGUGGUGACACCAUAGAAAAAGAGGUAACAUCAGUGCGGAAGCCGUUCCAGUGCAGAUACUGCCCCUACAGCGCCUCUCAGAAGGGAAACCUGAAGACUCACGUGCUGUGUGUGCACCGCAAGCCCUUCGACAACAGCCUGUACCCCGACCGCCGGCUCCGGCGGUCACACGCGCCCCGGAGGCCCUCACACCUGCCCCCGGGCAUCACCGGAGACACUUGCACGCCGGGGAGGGAACAGAUAACCAUGACAUCGCUUUGUGGGACUUGAUGUCGUCAUGGCAACAGCAAACAUAGACUGUCGUGAAUAUUGUCGUAGCUUCACCUUGGAGGGAUUUCGGGGAGGGGGA
This is a messenger RNA of Lampris incognitus (smalleye Pacific opah), 1300 nucleotides long. RefSeq lists its product as uncharacterized. The record is from RefSeq and is a predicted model, not a curated record. Lineage: Eukaryota; Metazoa; Chordata; Actinopteri; Lampriformes; Lampridae. The transcript has 3 exons. The coding region runs from base 1 to 1221 and encodes 406 amino acids.